AUGAAGACCCGGCAGCCCAUCAACUUUCUGGGCGCCGUGGACAACAAAACCGGGACGAUCCGGGAUCCGAGCCACGAGCUACACGGCAGAUCCGUCCGCGACUCGAUCCUGGUGUUUCCCCACGGGGCCGGCAGCAGCGUGGGCGCAUACACCAUAUACUCGCUCAAGUCCGCAGGCGCAGCCCCCAAGGCCAUGAUCUGCCUGAAGGCAGACCCGACGGUGGCCUCCGGAUGCGCGCUUGCCAACAUUCCGCUGAUAACCAUGGGCCAGGCGGAGCUUGACGCCAUGCAGGACGGCGCCGAGUUCUUUCUGGGCUAG
Geodia barretti is the source of this 318-nucleotide messenger RNA. Lineage: Eukaryota; Metazoa; Porifera; Demospongiae; Tetractinellida; Geodiidae. The record is from the annotation of a GenBank genome assembly.